CCUCAGUAAAGACACAACAUCCAAACAUGGCUGCUGCAGCACUCGUCACAGAGAACUUUAAGUUUGUGUCCCUCUUCUUCAAGAGUCUGAUUGCACUGGGCACUGUGGCCAGCCAGACUGCAUACAACGUUUUCUCCUUUGAAUGUCCUUGUUCGUCUGGGAGGAACUACCUCUACGGCCUGGCUUCCAUUGGUGUUCAGGCGCUGGCAUUUUUCCUCGUUGGAAUAAUGAUGAACAAGAGCACGUGGGACCUAGUGUCUGAGUGUCGGCUCAGAAGGUGCCGGAAGCUGUCGGGAGCCUCUGCCUUUGCGCUGCUGGGAACCAUCAUCGGUCGAGGUGUGGUGGCGCCGAUAACAUGGGUAGUUUUCUCUUUGCUGCAGGGCCAGGCGUACAUGUGUGCCCUCACCGAGUUCGUUGACCCCGGCACACUGGAGGGCUUCCCCUCAGGUCAGGGGUCGAUGGUAAUGGCGAAAUUCCCAUGUCAAGACAGUGUUCCAACAGAGCUGCAACGCUUCUGGGCCGAAGUUGAGCGACGACUGAAAUAUGAAUCUCAGCUCAUAGGCUGGCUGCUGGUGGCAGUAAUGUCAUUGACGGUGUUCCUGAUGCUGUGCAUGAAGCGCUGCUCCUCUCCACUUGGCUACCAGCAGGAGAAUUACUGGUCCCAGUACCGCUCUGAUGAAAAGACCCUCUUCCAGCGCACUGCGGCUGUCCACGCCCGCCUGCUGGCCGCGGAGAACGUUAAGAGCUUCUUUGGCUUUGGGGCACUGGAGCAGCUGGCUGAGCACCAGAGUGCCGGUCCCAUCUGUAGCACCAACUGGAACAGGGUGACUGGUGUCUACCUCUACAGGGAGAAUAAAGGACUGCCUCUUUAGAACAGGCUCAACAAAUGGGCCACGUACAGUCUGGAGAAUAACAUGGAGGCUAUGGAGAAAGAGAUGGACAUGCUCAGCUGACCGGAUCCUUCUGGAAGGUGGUCCAGUGACUGCUAGCAUAAAGGCCUCAGUAUGUUUCAAACAGAGUGGGUCAUCAAAUAGCAACUACAGUGUAACCCCCUCCCUCUUCUCCUUUCCUAUUUCAUAACUUUCUCUGACAAUUGUCGUAACUUUCUGAAACAGACAAUCUUGACGGUCACACACACUAUUUCUGCCACAUUGCCUUUAGGCAGGUUUCGAUGAUAAGACCAAUUUAGUUUGAAACAUACUGAACCUUUUAGUUCACCAUCAAUACAACUUUGGUUAUGCUCCCAGAUGGACACUUGGACAGCUGUGGACAGCAUUUGGAAGACAAGUUUGGAGGGCACCAAUGCACGGUAGAUUGCUAUGCUACCACUUGUAGCGUAGUGGUGGCGUGGACACGUCUGGACAAGUCUGCUUGGUCACACACAUAUAUAUGUGUUUAUAUAUGUUAGUUUUUGCCAUUCAAAUUAUCUGAAAAGUAUCCUUUUGACUUAGUGUUUCAAUGUGAUCCAAAAAUAUAAAAUUUUAAAUAAUCCGAGCGUAUAGGGCACUGAGGUACGUUUACCCCUGGUAUUAACAUGUGGUCUGUGU
Messenger RNA from Anarrhichthys ocellatus (wolf-eel), 1547 nucleotides. Its product is annotated as calcium homeostasis modulator protein 2. Gene Ontology annotation, cellular component: plasma membrane. Gene Ontology annotation, molecular function: monoatomic cation channel activity. NCBI's taxonomy places the organism in Eukaryota, Metazoa, Chordata, Actinopteri, Perciformes, Anarhichadidae. The record is from RefSeq and is a predicted model, not a curated record. The transcript is spliced from 2 exons. Bases 27 to 872 code for a protein of 281 amino acids.